Amphiprion ocellaris (clown anemonefish) is the source of this 452-nucleotide messenger RNA. RefSeq names its product ubiquinol-cytochrome-c reductase complex assembly factor 2. Gene Ontology annotation, cellular component: mitochondrial matrix. Gene Ontology annotation, biological process: mitochondrial respiratory chain complex III assembly. NCBI's taxonomy places the organism in Eukaryota, Metazoa, Chordata, Actinopteri, Pomacentridae. The coding region runs from base 1 to 390 and encodes 129 amino acids. The transcript is spliced from 4 exons. The record is from RefSeq and is a predicted model, not a curated record.
AUGUCAGCGACCAGGUACCGUCGGUUCCUGAAGCUGUGCGAGGAAUGGCCACGGGACGAGACCAAGAAAGGCCGUGAUUUGGGGACGUUUCUGCGGCAGAGAGUCGCUUCUGGCUUCCGAGAGGGCGAAAACACGCAGAUUUCAGACCCAGAGAAAUGUGACCAGAUGUAUGAAAGUUUGGCUCGCAUUAAUGGCAACGUAUACAGACAACGAUUUCCUCGUGUAAGAGACACAAGCUUUACUGGAGUCGCAGUGGACGAGUGCAGGUUGCUUUUGUCAGGGAGCAUGCAGCAGAUGGACGAGGAAAAGAAGAGCUUGUGGAAGACGUUAAUGGAGCGAUUCUCCUCCAAAUCACCAGAGGAUGUUCCAGAGAAAGCUCCUGAAAAAUAACUGUUCUCUUUCUUUCCUUUCUUUUCUCAUUUCUUGUAUAGAAAUAAAGCUUAUUGUUGAUA